This is a messenger RNA of Prunus armeniaca (apricot), 1533 nucleotides long. The record is from the annotation of a GenBank genome assembly. Lineage: Eukaryota; Viridiplantae; Streptophyta; Magnoliopsida; Rosales; Rosaceae.
AUGGAGUGGGAAAGGAGAGGAGGCAUUGGUAUGGUUUUAGGAAUAGCAGCUGCAGUUGUAUUGGUUCUUGGGUUCUUCUUCCCAACAUGUACUUUGUCAGAAUCCUCAGACGAUAUCAACAGGGCCAGCUUUCCAAAACGUUUUGUCUUUGGUACCGCAUCUUCUGCUUUCCAGUAUGAAGGUGCAGUAAAAGAGGACGGAAGGGGGGCCUUCCACCUGGGACAUCUUUUCACAUACUUUUGUAACGCGGAUGUUGCUGUGGAUCAGUAUCACCUUUACAAUGGAGAUGUACAACUUAUGAAGGACAUGGGAAUGGAUGCUUAUAGGUUUUCAAUAUCCUGGUCCCGGAUUUUCCCCAAUGGAACUGGGCAAAUCAAUCAGGCAGGUGUUGAUCACUACAAUAAUCUCAUCAAUGCUUUGCUAGCCAAAGGAAUUGAACCAUAUGUGACCCUCUAUCACUGGGACCUUCCUCAAGCCUUGGAAGACAAAUAUAAUGGAUGGCUCAACCCUCAGAUCAUAAAGGACUUUGCAACGUACGCAGACACAUGCUUCCAAAAAUUCGGUGACAGGGUGAAGCACUGGAUCACAUUCAAUGAGCCGCACACAUUUACUAUACAAGGAUAUGAUGUAGGUCUCGAGGCACCAGGAAGGUGCUCUAUCCUGCUUCACCUUUUCUGCAGGGCUGGAAACUCUGCCACUGAGCCUUACAUAGUUGGUCACAAUGUCAUCCUUUCUCAUGCAACUGUGGCUGAUAUUUACAGGAGAAAGUAUAAGUCAAAACAGCAUGGAUCAGUUGGAGCAUCAUUUGAUGUUAUCUGGUAUGAACCAGAAACAAACUCCACAGCAGACGUCGAAGCAGCCAAAAGAGCCCAAGAUUUUCAGCUUGGCUGGUUUCUUGAGCCGUUUAUUUUUGGGGAUUAUCCAAGUUCUAUGAGAAGUAGAGUUGGAAGCCGGCUGCCAACCUUUUCUAAAUCUGAGGCUGCUCUACUUAAGGGGUCAUUGGAUUUUGUGGGAAUUAAUCAUUACACUACCUUCUAUGCGAGAAACGAUACUACUGAUUUUAUUGGAGGUCUGCUCAAUGACAGCCUUGCAGAUUCUGGUGCUAUUACCCUUCCAUUCAAAAACGGGAAACCUAUUGGAGAUAGGGCUAAUUCUAUAUGGUUAUACAUAGUGCCUGAGGGGAUGAGAAAAUUAAUGAACUACAUCAAGCACAAGUAUGGCAACCCUCCAGUCAUUAUCACUGAAAAUGGCAUGGAUGAUCCAAAUAGCCCAUUCAUUUCCCUUAAGGAUGCUCUAAAGGAUGCGAAAAGGAUCAAAUACCACCAUGGCUAUCUAACAAAUUUGCUAGCUUCAAUCAAAGAAGAUGGCUGCAAUGUGAAAGGUUAUUUUGCAUGGUCUCUGCUGGAUAAUUGGGAGUGGGCUGCUGGAUUCUCUUCUAGAUUUGGCCUCUACUUUGUUGAUUAUAAGGACAAGCUCAAGAGAUACCCCAAGGACUCUGUUCAGUGGUUCACAAACUUCUUGACUUCUACUUAA